AUGGCUUUAAGAAAUGAUAAAACAAUUGCUUUUAAAGAUACAGAUCUAUUCAAACCAAUCACUGUUGGUCCUGUUGAUUUGAAACAUAGAGUUGUUAUGGCUCCAUUAACUCGUAUGAGAAAUGUUGAUUAUGUUCCAAAUACUGAAUUAAUGGCUGAAUAUUAUAGUCAAAGAUCUCAAAGACCAGGUACUUUAAUUUUAACAGAAGCUACAUUCAUUUCACCAGAAGCUGGUGGUUAUAAGACUGCACCAGGUAUUUUCAACAAUGAACAAAUUGAAGCAUGGAAACCAAUCCAUAAGGCUAUUCAUGAUAAUGGAUCUUUUUCAUUCCAACAAUUAUGGAAUUUAGGUUGGCAAUCAAUGCCUGAUGUUUUAGCAAAAGAUGGUUUAAAAUAUAUCAGUGCAACAUCAGAUAAUUAUAUGGAUGAAGAAAGUAAAAAAAUUGCAUUAGAAUCUAAAAAUCCUAUUCAUGGAUUAACAAUCCCAGAAAUUAAAGAACAUAUUGCCAAUUAUGUUAAAGCUGCUAAAAAUUCAUUAGAAGCUGGUGCUGAUGGUGUUGAAAUCCAUUCAGCAAAUGGUUAUUUAUUAAAUCAAUUUUUAGAUGCAAAUUCAAACAAGAGAACUGAUGAAUAUGGUGGUUCAAUUGAAAAUAGAGCAAGAUUUACAUUAGAAGUUGUUGAUGCAGUUGUUGAAGCUAUUGGUUCUUCAAAAGUUGGUAUUAGAUUAUCACCAUUUGGUUAUUUUGGUAAUAUGACUGGUAAAAAAGAUCCAGAAUUUUUAGCUUUAUAUGCUUAUGUUUUCGCUCAAUUAGAAAAAAGAGCUCAAAAUGGUAAUAGAUUAGCUUAUAUUCAUUUAGUUGAACCAAGAGUUACAAAUCCAUUUGAUCCAGAAGGUAUUAAUGAAGUUGAUGGUUCAAAUGAAUUCAUUUAUGAUAUUUGGAAAGGUAAUGUUAUUAGAGCUGGUAAUUAUGCUCAAUAUCCUGAUAUUGCAUUAAAAGAUUCUUCAAAACCAAAUACUUUGUUAGCAUAUGGUAGAACUUUUAUUUCAACUCCAGAUAUUGUUGAUAGAUUAGAAAAAGGUUUACAAUUGAAUGUUUAUGAUCGUAAUAGUUUCUAUCAACCAGAUGCUAAAGGUUAUACUGAUUAUCCAACUUAUGAAGAGGCUAAGAAAUCAACUAGUUCAUAA
Hansenula ciferrii is the source of this 1185-nucleotide messenger RNA. RefSeq names its product alkene reductase. The coding region runs from base 1 to 1185 and encodes 394 amino acids. Lineage: Eukaryota; Fungi; Ascomycota; Saccharomycetes; Phaffomycetales; Wickerhamomycetaceae. Gene Ontology annotation, molecular function: NADPH dehydrogenase activity; FMN binding. The record is from RefSeq and is a predicted model, not a curated record. The transcript has a single exon.